Molecule: messenger RNA, 276 nt
Organism: Protopolystoma xenopodis
Lineage: Eukaryota; Metazoa; Platyhelminthes; Monogenea; Polystomatidea; Polystomatidae
Source: the annotation of a GenBank genome assembly
AUGAUGGCACUAGGCCUACCACCGCUCCGCCUGAACCUACAUUACAGGCUUGGCGACUAUCUUGUAAGUCCAACCAAAAAGACUCCCUUUGGCCAGUUGUCAUGCUACUGGGGCAACCUACAUACAAGGCAGGAUGUCACCACCCACUGCGAGAGGCUGCGUCGACUCCAUCUGCCGGGAGUGAGCAACUUGAUACAUCCUAUGACUAUAAAACGACCUGGCUACAAGAUACUUCUCCUUUAUGGCACUAGGGCAAAACUGUUAGCCUUUUGCUGA